Molecule: messenger RNA, 558 nt
Organism: Neoarthrinium moseri
Lineage: Eukaryota; Fungi; Ascomycota; Sordariomycetes; Amphisphaeriales; Apiosporaceae
Exons: 2
Coding region: 1-558 (185 amino acids)
Source: RefSeq, a predicted model, not a curated record
AUGAGCUCCUACGAGAACAACAACUACGGCUCCAACAGUCGUGAUAACGACCGCUUUGGCAACGAGUCUUCCUAUGGCUCGUCGGAGCGAUCUAAUGAGUACGGUUCAUCCAACUCAUCUUAUGAUCGUGAGGGAGGUUCCCGCAACGAGAGGGGCGGUGAUAGUAGCUACGGAAACACGUCCUCUGGCUCUUACGACGGAGGUUCCCAAAGAGAAAACAACCAGUCAAGUUACGGCGGCAACUCUCGUCGGGACAAUGAUGAUGGCUAUGGCAGCUCCCGCCGUGACAACGACAACAGCUAUGGCACCUCUUCUUCGGACUCGUAUGGUGGAAACUCUCGCAGCGGCAAUAACGACUCCAGCUACGGCAGCAGCCGUCGAGAUGACAAUGAGUAUGGCUCGUCGGGGCGCAGCGAGCGCUCUGAGGGUGGUGCUGGCAUGCUAGGCUCCAUGCUCGGUGGAAGCUCCAACAAACAGACAAGCGGCGAGCGCAAGAACGAGGACUUCACUGACAAGGUCAUCGACGGUGUCGCCAGCUAUGCCAAGAAGCAGUGGUAA